Messenger RNA from Marchantia polymorpha subsp. ruderalis, 1130 nucleotides. The record is from the annotation of a GenBank genome assembly. NCBI's taxonomy places the organism in Eukaryota, Viridiplantae, Streptophyta, Marchantiopsida, Marchantiales, Marchantiaceae.
AUUUCACUGAUAACGAAGAUGGAGUUUUGCUAGCUCCAUUUCUUCUUAUGGCCACUGAUCCUGUUAUCCUACCAACCUUUCAAUACCUUCACUUGCCAGUUCUGGAUGUGAAUGUGGAACCUCACGUUCUUGUUCAUGGGAUGAAAUCCUUCGAGUACGCUGCAACCGAUGCUAGAUUUGACAAGCUGUUCAAUAAAGCCAUGCAUGAUCACACACACAUAGAAAUGUCAGCAUUACUGAAGAAGUACAGAAGCUUUGAGACCUUGACCUCAUUAGUCGAUGUCGGCGGUGGGUUGGGUGCUACAUUGGCCAUGAUUCUGUCCAAGUAUCCGAAUUUACGUGGAAUCAAUUUCGACCAACCACAUGUUGUAGCCGACGGGCUGCAAGUGCCAAAUUUGGAACACGUUGGUAGAGACUUCUUUGCCAGUGUGCCUGAAGCCGAUGCUGUAUUCAUGAAGUGGAUUCUGCAUGAUUGGGAUGACGAAAAAUGUGUCAAGAUACUGAAAAUCGUAUGGAGAGCUUUACCUCCUCAUGGCAAGGUCAUCAACCUCGACUACGUGUUGUCAGACAACUCGGAUCCAUCCCCUGCAACCAAGAUCUCCUUAUGCACAGAUAUUUCAAUGAUGGCAGUCAACUCAAAUGGGAGGGAACGUACACUGGCCCAGUUCAAGAUGCUUGCAGCUGAUGCGGGAUUCAAAAGAAUUGAAUGUGUUGCACAAAUAGAUGAUCUGUCACUUCUGGAGUUUUACAAGAAUUGAUUAUCGCUAUUUGAAUCCGUACUUUAUUCAUUAUAAACAUUUUCUUACCCAUAGACCAACUUUGUGCUAUUCCUGAUAUGGACUUUUCCCACUUGUAAAAGCUGACACUGUAAACUUCCUUAGUUCUAAUUAUUGCAAGCACAGCUGGUAGCAAGUUAAGAGACCUCGUAUUGAGGUCUCGGGUAGCGACUCUGAUCUUUAGUCAGAAAGGUACUCAUCCCCCUAGCAAUGUGGCUGUUGUCAUCAGUUUAGCUAUCAAUAAAAUACAACUUAGACUCCUGGAGUUGUCUCUUACGUUCCUGCACAUCAUAUGUCGAUAGCCUUGGUUUCAAAUCUGACACAAUAACCAACUUUCAAAGAAGGCUUCCAUGG